Messenger RNA from Oryzias melastigma (Indian medaka), 2874 nucleotides. It is a transcript of the gene zfr, whose product is annotated as zinc finger RNA binding protein. The record is from RefSeq and is a predicted model, not a curated record. Lineage: Eukaryota; Metazoa; Chordata; Actinopteri; Beloniformes; Adrianichthyidae. Gene Ontology annotation, molecular function: zinc ion binding; single-stranded RNA binding; double-stranded RNA binding. Gene Ontology annotation, cellular component: precatalytic spliceosome.
UCGUGCCUCACGCGGCGGAGGCCGCAGCCUGCGUCAGCGUGAAGUCGAGCUCCUCUGCGCAUGUGCCACACCGACCCUUCCGGUCGACAUGUAGAAGCCGCAGUUCUGUUCAGGUCUGACGAACCUAGGAACCGAUGAUUCCCAUAUGUCCAGUGGUGUCCUUCACCUACGUGCCCAGCCGGCUCGGGGAAGAUGCCAAGAUGGCUACCGGAAAUUAUUUCGGAUUCACCCACGGAGCCGCGGCCCAGUACAGCCAGCAGCCAACGGCCGGGCUGGCGUACACCCACCCCACCACGGUAGCCAGUUACACCGUUCACCAGGCUCCCGUGGCGGCCCACACCGUGGCGGCGGCCUACGCUCCCACCGCAGCCACGGUCGCAGUGGCUCGGCCGGCGCCCGUUGCAGUGGCGGCUGCUGCCACCGCCGCAGCUUACGGGGGGUACCAGCCGGCCCAUGCCGCCACUGACUACACCUACACUCAGCGCCAGCCGGAGGUCCCGCCCCCGCCGCCGCCGGUCACAUCGCAGAAUUACCAGGACUCGUACUCGUACGUGCGCUCCUCCGCCUCAGCCGUGUCCUACGACAGUAAGCAGUACUACCAGCAGCCCACGGCCACGGCGGCGGUGGCUGCAGCCCAACCGCAGCCCAGCGUGGCCGACUCCUACUACCAGACAGCUCCCAAACCCGGCUACAGUCAGGGCGUCACGUCCUACACGCAGACCCAGCAGACCCGCCAGGUCACCGUGAUCAAGCCGGCCGCCCCCAGCCCAGCCUCCUCCACCUUCUCCAUCUACCCAGUGACCUCCACGGUGCAGCCUGUAGCUGCCGCCGCCGCCUCAGUCGUCCCAACGUACUCCCAGAGCCCGACGUACAGCACCAACGCCGUCACGUACUCCGGAACCUCGUACUCGGGCUACGAAGCGGCCGUGUACUCUGCCGCCUCCAACUACUACCAACAGCAGCAGCAGCAGAAGCAGGCGGUGGCGGCCGUGGCGGCCACCGCCGCCUGGUCCGGCAGCCCCUUCACCAAGAAGCCCGCCUUCCAGAACAAACAGCUGCGACCCAAACAGCCGCCCAAACCGCCCCAGAUCCAUUAUUGUGACGUGUGUAAGAUCAGCUGUGCGGGCCCGCAGACCUACAAGGAGCACCUGGAAGGCCAGAAGCACAAGAAGAAAGAGGCGGCGCUGAAGGUCUCGCAGAGCAGCAGCAGCAGCAGCACGGGGGGCGGAGCCAUGGCUCGCAGCGCGCAGAACCAGCUCCGCUGUGAGCUCUGUGACGUCUCCUGCACAGGCGCUGACGCUUACGCCGCCCACAUCCGCGGCGCCAAGCACCAGAAGGUUGUGAAGCUGCACACCAAGCUGGGAAAGCCCAUUCCCUCCACCGAGCCCAGCAUAGUGACUCAGACGUCGUCCUCCGUCACCGCCGCGUCCAGUAAGACCACCACGGCCGUGCUGGGCGGCUCCAGCGGCGCGCUGAGCGCCUCAGCCGGCUGCUCAUCGACCGCCAGCCUGAGCUCCUCCUACUUGAAAUCUCCCGGUGUCAUCGGCGGUUCUGCUGCGGGCGUGAAGAACCCGCUGGGCCACGGCGUCCCUGCUGCCGGCUCUGCCGCUGCAGCCGCUAAGAAGAUCUGCACCCCUAAGAUUAACUUUGUCGGAGGGAACAAACUGCAGACCACAGUGAAGGCUGAGGACAGCAGAGCAGAGGUCAAAGUGGAGAGCUGUAAGCCUGCAGCGCCCCCCUCAGGAUCCCAGGACAAGUCUGAUGUAUCUGACGCGCUGUCGCCGUCCGCCUUGGUGGCGCUGCAGAGCGAUGUGCAGCCCGUCGGCCACGACUACGUGGAGGAGGUCAGAAACGAUGAAGGUAAAGUCAUCCGCUUCCACUGCAAGCUGUGCGAGUGCAGCUUCAACGACCCCAACGCUAAAGAGAUGCACCUGAAGGGCCGCCGGCACCGGCUGCAGUACAAGAAAAAGGUGAACCCGGACCUGCAGGUGGAGGUGAAGCCCAGCAUCAGAGCCCGGAAGAUUCAGGAGGAGAAGAUGAGAAAGCAGAUGCAGAAAGAGGAGUACUGGAGAAGGAGGGAGGAGGAGGAGCGCUGGAGGAUGGAGAUGAGGCGCUACGAGGAGGACAUGUACUGGAGGCGCAUGGAGGAGGAGCAGCACCACUGGGACGAGCGGCGCCGCCUCCCAGACGGAGGGUAUCCUCAGGGGCCCCCCGGACCCCCCGGCCUGCUGGGAGUCCGUCCCGGCAUCCCCGGCCUGCAGCCGCAGGGUCCCAUGCCCCCCCGACGUCCAGAUUCCUCUGACGACCGCUACGUGAUGACCAAGCACGCCACCAUCUACCCCUCAGAGGACGAGCUGCAGUCCAUCCAGAAGAUAGUGUCCAUCACCGAGCGCGCGCUCAAGCUGGUUUCUGACAUCAUCACAGAGCAGGAAGGUGUGACAGAGGAGGACAAGGAGGCUCAGAAGGACAGAGCCCUGAAGGGGGUCAUGAGGGUUGGAGUUCUGGCCAAAGGCCUGCUGCUUCGGGGAGACAAGAACGUCAACCUGGUGCUGCUCUGCUCCGAGAAACCCACGAAGACCCUCCUGAGCUCCAUCCUGGAGCACCUGCCCAAGCAGCUGACGGUCGUAACACCAGAGAAGUACGAGGUGAAGGGAUCCAUCCAGGAAGCGGCCAUCAUUCUGACGUCCUGCAGUGAUCCAAAGAUGCAAGUGACAAUCACGCUGACGUCGCCCGUCAUCCGGGAGGAGGCCGGUCGGGAAGGAGAUGUAACCUCGGGUUUGGUGAAAGACCCAGCGGACGUCUUGGACAGGCAAAAAUGCCUUGACGCUCUGGCUGCUCUGCGCCACGCUAAGUGGUUCCAGGCUAGAGCCAACG